Messenger RNA from Caenorhabditis angaria, 1047 nucleotides. NCBI's taxonomy places the organism in Eukaryota, Metazoa, Nematoda, Chromadorea, Rhabditida, Rhabditidae. The record is from the annotation of a GenBank genome assembly.
AUGGAGAAUUUGGUUGCUUAUGAUGCGGAUAGUGACGAAGAUAUGUCCCCACGUAGAAGAUCAACAGAAGCGACGACUGUGCAAUGGGCAAAAGAGGAGGAAGAGAAGAAGUCAAGCGAGCGGAGGCAACGAAGAGAUUCGGAUAUGUAUGAUUUCUCGCCGACUGAAGAUUCCGAUCAUUCAGAAUCUAAUUUCGCUGAACCACCACCUCCAAAAAGAAUGGUCGACGCUGAUCAUUCUCCAUCGCCGGCGGCAUUUAGAACUCCGCAAAAUGCGAUGCCUCAUGUGAGUAAUAUAUUUUUUAAAAGUAAUUUAUACAGAGAAAUUCAUGUUUUCAGACAAGUUCCCAAGUUUCAUUAGUCAGUUAUUCUGGAGAUAAUGAAGAUGACAUUGGACCGGUUAAAUUUUUAUUGGAAGACUCUGAAAAAACUCCACAAUCUGAACUACACGAGCCAAAACCGCCAGCAAGAAAAGAAGAAAUCGAUGAAGACGAAGAAGAAAGGCUUAUUGAUUUAGCGUUAGAAGAAUCGAAAAAAGCAUUGAAGAAUCAAAUGGAAGAUUCACCUGGAAGUAAAACUCCCACACCAGGACCAUCUCAACAAGGAAGUCCCGCACUUCCACGAGAAGAAAUUGUUGAACAUUUGGAGAAUGAUGGAACUGAAAUAAGAAUACCGCCACCACCAGAAUGUGAAGUUAGCGAAAGACUACAAGCAACUUUCGAAGCGGCUUUCCAUCAAAAAAAUCGCGGAGUCAAUUUGAAUCAACAAAUGCAAGCGAGACAGGAUUUUAGUAAUCCAAUGAGUUAUGAAAGAUUUAUUGAAAUGUUCGAGAUUGAUGAGAAAGGUGAAUAUUUUUUUUUAGAUAUUUUUAUUAUGAAAUUUUUUAUUAUGAAACCAAAAAAAAAUUCCAGGAACCAACUUCUCCAAAAACAUUUUCGAUCCUCAUUGCUUCCCCGAAAACUGUUUCUAUGAUGCGAUUUCUGAAGAGCAAAGAAAACUCAUGGAAGCACAACAAGCCGGGCUCAUCAAGAAAAUUACAAAGUCUUGA